UAACAGCUCUUCCACCGAUCAACGGCAAGAAAUAGAAUGGAAAAUGGUUCCAUAGUUUCAAAUGACACAGUCUUCUUUGAGAAUACACUGUUUGUUGCUGUGUAUGGAUUGACGGUGGCAGUCGGAUUACCUCUGAACACCUUUUCCUUGUGGGUGUUCUGCAAAAAGUUGAAACUACGAACGGCUCCAAUCAUUUAUUUGACUAACCUGGCAAUUUCAGAUCUACUCUUCAUUCUCUCAUUGCCACUCAGGAUAUAUUACUUUGCAACCUCUCGGUGGAUAUUUGGAAAGGUUGUUUGCGUUGUGUCGGAAACUGUGUUUUCAUUGAAUUUCUAUACAAGUCCUUUCUUGAUUGCAUUGAUCAGUAUUGAUCGUUAUUUGGCUGUGGUUUAUCCGUUGAAGUCGAGGUUUCUUAGAAGUCGUAAAACAGCCAUCAUCGCCUGUGCUACUGUUUGGAUGAUUGUCACGUUGAUGAGUUUCCCUAUCGCUUUUGUAUAUGAUCGGAAUGAUCCAAAAAACGAGACAAAAUGUUACGAAGGAUAUUCAAAGGAAACUUGGCGAUCUGCUGUAAAACUCAUCUUAGUGAUAACAACCCUUGGAUUUGGUGUGCCUUUUGUAAUCAUUAUCAGUAGCUUCCUCGCUGUUGUCAGAUUUUGGUUUCGAACCAGAAAGGAAUCUCAAGCUUUUAAAAGAUACAACAUCAUACCUUUGUUUCUACUGAAUAUCGGGGUCUUCAUUGUGUGUUUUUUACCUUUCAAUGUUGCUUUGGCAUUCUAUGGACUGCAUCAAGCAGGAUACUUGUCGAUGCAAGGGAGUUUCCCAGUGCAAGCUGUGACCAUGUGCCUGGCCAGUAUCGGCAGCUUCAUGGAUCCUAUUGUUUACUAUUUUACCAGUCAAGCAUUCACAAACAUUGCAAUGAAUACAAAGGAAACUUGCAAUGCAAUGGAGUUACCAAAAAGAGGAUGUCAAACUACCAAUGAAAACUCCUCACUUGGCAACUGAGUGAAUUCCAGGUUUGGACAAGAGCUGGAAUUAGUUGAAUAUGGAUUUGCAUUUGUGCAAUAUGUAACUGUUGUAUGGCAAUUAUGUUGAAUUAAAUCCUUACCUAUUCUGUUUUGAUCAAGUGAAACAUGUUCAUUUCAAUGCUGCAAAUAGUAAGAUAGCUUUUCUGCUAUUAGGUUUGUGAAUUUCUUUGUUCAGUGGUGAAGCAAAUGGUUCUGCAGUUCGAUCUGAUUGGAACUGAAAUGAGCUUCAAUGAGUUGGCCUUUAAUAAGAGAGUGCUGCAUGAUUCCCCCUUGAAAUUAGAUUGAUGAGCUGCAAAUUGACCAGAUACAUUUUACCUGCUUUUUGAGGGUGUUAGA
Messenger RNA from Leucoraja erinaceus (little skate), 1361 nucleotides. Its product is annotated as lysophosphatidic acid receptor 5-like. Gene Ontology annotation, molecular function: G protein-coupled receptor activity. The coding region runs from base 37 to 1002 and encodes 321 amino acids. Gene Ontology annotation, biological process: G protein-coupled receptor signaling pathway; behavioral response to pain. The transcript has a single exon. Gene Ontology annotation, cellular component: membrane. The record is from RefSeq and is a predicted model, not a curated record. Lineage: Eukaryota; Metazoa; Chordata; Chondrichthyes; Rajiformes; Rajidae.